UUUUGGACCACAACCCAAAGCGGCGACGAGGACGAUGGACGCAGUCACGACGAGCAUUGCUCGUCUUCAGCUGGCCCUCGAUGAUGACCGCAUCCCGUGGAUCUCCACGAUCCAUGUCCUUCUCCUCUCUGUCCUGGCUUUUGAACUAUUUGUCUCGCUACGCCAGCUGCGCCAGUACCGCAAGCCGGCGCCGCCCCCAACACUGGCCCCUCACGUCUCCCUCGAGACGUUCGAGAAGAGCAGAGCAUAUGGCAGGGACAAGCUCCGCUUUUCGCUCGUCACCAUGGUGCUGGAGUGGGCCCUCGCCGCCACGCUCAUCUCCCUCCAUGCCUAUGCGCGUGUCUGGAACGUUGCGGGCCACGUAAUGACCCUGCUGGGAUACAAGUCUGAUGGCGAGAUUCCACACUCGCUUCUCUUCCUUCUCAUCUCGCAGUUGAUCACCUCGGUGCCUAUGCUUCCCGUCUCGCUGUACCGGCACUUUGUCCUGGAGGAGAAGCACGGCUUCAACAAGAUGACUCUUGGCACCUUUUUCAUCGACGGCGUAAAGGAGUGGUUUGUCGGCGUCUGUCUCGUAGGUCCGCUCAUGGCUGGCCUCAUCAAGCUCAUUCGAUGGGCCGGUGAUGGCUUUGUUGCCUACGUCGUCGUCUUUCUCUUCGCCUUUCAGAUCAUCGCCAUGGUCCUCUAUCCGACGCUGAUCCAGCCGCUUUUCAACAAGCUGACGCCGCUGCCCGAAGGGGCCCUGCGCGACCGCGUCGUGGCCCUCGCCCGUCAGCUCAAGUUUCCCCUCAAGAGCAUCUACGUCAUUGACGGCAGCAAGCGCAGCGCCCACAGCAACGCCUACUUUUACGGUGCCAUCCCCGGCGGAUCCAAGCACAUUGUCAUUUACGACACGCUCAUCGAGAAGAGCACGCCCGACGAGAUCGAGGCUGUCCUCGCGCACGAGCUGGGGCACUGGGCUCACUCGGACCCGGCCAAGCUGCUGACGCUGGGCCAGAUGCAAAUUGUUCUGUCCAUGUCGCUCUUUACCCUCUUUAUCCACAACGCCUCGCUCUUUCGCGCCUUUGGCUUCAAUCUCAGUACCACGGCCGGCAUUGCCGCAAAGAUCAGCGAGGCAUCGCACCAGAUCACUGGCACCAUCAAUGCUGCCAGCUCCGUCCAGGUCGGCUACCUACCCAUCGUCAUUGGCUUUGAGCUCUUCCAGCUCGUCCUCUCUCCUACCGACUCGCUUCUCAAGUUUGCCAUCAAUGCUGCCGUGCGACGCAUGGAGUAUGCCGCUGAUCGCUUUGCCGCCUUGCAGCCGCGUGCACCUGCGACAGAGGCCGAGAAGAGGGCUGCCGAGGUGUACAAUGCCAAUGACGUCCUUCCCGGCGAGAAGCCCGUCGACGUCCACGACAAGGAGUCCUACAUCACCCUGCUUGGUCGAGCUCUGAUCAAGCUCCAUGUGCAAAACCUUGCGACGAUGCACCACGAUCCCCUCUACAGUGCCUAUCACUACAGUCACCCUUCGCUGGCUGAGCGGCUAUCAGAACUGGAGAAGAUCGAGGCGAGGCAGGCCAAGAAGGCAGAGUAGGAGAAAGACAAAUGUGCCAAGCGUGCUACCAUGAUAGAGAUACAUUGAUGGAAUAUUGAUGAACAAAGGACUAGAACAUCCGCCUCCUCUUGCCGCUCCCUGCCACACCUGCGCUUGCGUUGGGUGCUCCCGGUGGAUACCUGCCCGGCUUCUCUCUCUCCUCCCGGUAGAGCCGGUGUGCCUCGAGGAGGUGCUCUGGCCUGAGCGGGCCUGCCUGUCCCUUUUCUUGCUGCACGGCCCGGGCUCGCUCGACGAUGUCGCCCACAAAGAUCUUGGCCGCACCUGCUGCG
Messenger RNA from Acaromyces ingoldii, 1860 nucleotides. RefSeq lists its product as hypothetical. Gene Ontology annotation, molecular function: metalloendopeptidase activity. The coding region runs from base 35 to 1570 and encodes 511 amino acids. The record is from RefSeq and is a predicted model, not a curated record. Gene Ontology annotation, biological process: CAAX-box protein processing. Lineage: Eukaryota; Fungi; Basidiomycota; Exobasidiomycetes; Exobasidiales; Cryptobasidiaceae. Gene Ontology annotation, cellular component: endoplasmic reticulum membrane. The transcript has 6 exons.